Molecule: messenger RNA, 210 nt
Organism: Cladocopium goreaui
Lineage: Eukaryota; Dinophyceae; Suessiales; Symbiodiniaceae
Source: the annotation of a GenBank genome assembly
AUGCACAGCAUCAAUGCGGUGACGCAGCAGCAAUUUUCCGAAGCUGUGGCUGCGAGACAGAAAUUUUUGAGCGCAUUUAUGCUGGCCCUGGAUUGGACGGAAAGCCCUGGCUCAGUGUGUCACUUGGAAGAUGCGGAAGAUGGCUGGCUGGUGGUGGCAAGCGGGUUGCGAUUGGGUCACAAUAUGAAAUAUUUGUUUCUCAGGUCAUAG